GAAGCAGCCAGGGUUAGCAAGGUUAGCGCCCCCGGAGCUAGCGAGCUGGAGCUGGUUAUCUAUCCGCCUGGCUUGUUUUUUAGCCGAUUAUCAGAAAGUCCUUGCGCCUGAUCAUCCCCAGCUGAGGUCGGAGCAUGGCGAUGUGUGCUAGCUUAGAGAACCCGGCUAACUAAUGUUUAACACACUCCGCGUUUGUUCGGUAGCAGAGGUUAACGUAGCCUUCACGAUAGCAGGACCGGCCAUGCAGUGCAUCUUCAAGCUAGCGUUGUAGACGUUCGGCUGGAGAGAGAUGCGUUUAGCAGGGUCAGAGCUAGCACGGUGCAAGGAGCUGAAACACACACUCACACUGAAGCGCCUACGGUAGCCGCUAACUGGACGGACUCUCUGGCAAUUGACCUUUUGCAGUGGAAUAGCGGAAUAAGUCUUGAACCAUGAGCUCAGUGGCAGUGUUGACCCCGGAGAGCUUUGCAGAGCAUCGCAGUGGCCUCAAGGACCAGGAGAUCGCAGGCUGUGUCCCGGAAGAUGAGGCCUACAUCCCUACCUACCUGGAGGCCUUCCCUCCGCUGCCGGAGAAGGGGACACCGGGGGAAAAGGCUGGGGAGCCGACCUCGGCAUGGGGGAGCAAGAUCAGGCCCAUCAAAGCCUCUGUCAUCACCCAGGUGUUCCAUGUGCCCCUGGAGGAGCGUCGCUACAAGGACAACAGCCAAUUCGGGGAGGGCGAGGAGGCCAAAGUGUGCUUGGACAUCAUGCAGCGGACAGGGGCCCACAUCGAGCUGUCUCUGGCCAAAGACCAGGGCCUGUCCAUCAUGGUCACCGGCAAACUGGACUCCGUCAUGAAGGCUCGUAAGGAAAUUGUAGCUCGUCUGCAGACACAGGCCUCAGCUACAGUCGCCAUCCCCAAGGAGCACCAUCGUUUCGUCAUUGGUAAGAACGGCGAGAAGCUGCAGGAGCUCGAGCUAAAGACCGCCACCAAGAUAGCUAUUCCACGUCCUGACGACCCGAGCGCCAACAUCCGCAUCACUGGCACCAAGGAGGGCAUUGAGAAGGCUCGCCACGAAAUACUGCUGAUCUCUGCUGAACAGGACAAGCGGGCAGUGGAGCGUCUCUCCCUUGAGAAGGCCUUCCACCCCUUCAUCGCCGGCGCCCACAACCGACUGGUGCAGGAGCUGAGUCAGGAGACGGGCGCUCGCAUCAGCAUCCCUCCUCCCAGCCUGCCCAAGGAUGAAAUCGUCAUCACUGGGGAGAAGGAGGCCGUCGCCCUGGCGCUCAGCCGCAUCCGAGCCAUCUACGACGACAAGAAGAGGAAGACCACCACCAUCUCCGUGGAGGUGAAGAAGUCUCAGCACAAGUACAUCAUAGGUCCGAAGGGCAACACCCUGCAGGAGAUCCUGGAGGCCACGGGCGUUUCUGUGGAGAUGCCCCCUCUGGACUCCGGCUCAGAGACCAUCAUCCUUCGGGGAGAACCUGACAAGCUGGGACCGGCGCUCACGCAGGUGUACGCAAAGGCGAAGAGCGUGAUGGUGAUGGAGGUGACCGCUCCAGCCUGGCUGCAUCGCUUCAUCAUUGGCAAGAAAGGACAGAACAUCGGGCGGAUCACACAGCAGCUACCACGAGUUCAUAUAGAGUUUACAGAUGGUGAGGAGCGCAUCAGUCUGGAGGGUCCAACAGAGGAGGUGGAACAGGCUCAGGCCCAGAUACAAGAGAUCAUCAAGGACCUCCUGGUGAGGAUGGACUACACUGAAGUCAUCAUAGACCAGCGUUUCCACAGACACCUCAUCGGAAAGAACGGCGCCAACAUCAAUCGGAUCAAGGAGCAGUACAAAGUGUCGGUACGAAUCCCUCAGGACUCUGAGCGAAGCGGCCUGGUCAGGAUCGAGGGAGACCCUAAAGGAGUCCAGCUGGCGCGCAGAGAACUCAUCGAGAUGGUCCAGAGAAUGGAAAACGAGCGCACCAAAGACCUGAUUGUGGAGCAGAGGUUCCAUCGGACAAUCAUUGGCCAGAAGGGAGAAAAGAUCAAAGAAGUUCGAGACAAGUUCCCUGAGGUCAUUAUCAAUUUCCCUGACCCGGCGCAGAAGAGUGACAUCGUCCAGCUGAGAGGCCCCAAGAAUGAGGUGGAGAAAUGUGCCAAGUUCCUCCAGAAAAUCAUUGCUGAUCUGAUUGAGAAUAGCUUCUCGCUCUCCGUUCCCAUCUUUAAGCAGUUCCACAAAAACAUCAUUGGUAAGGGUGGUGCCAACAUCAAGAAGAUCCGUGAGGAGACCAACACUAAGAUCGACCUGCCGACGGAGAACAGCAACUCCGAGAUGAUCGUCAUCACAGGCAAGAAGAGCAACUGUGAGGCAGCCAGAGAUCGAAUCCUCGCCAUCCAGAGAGAACUGGCCAACAUUAAGGAGACGGAGGUCACCAUCCCAGCCAAGCUGCACAACUCUCUGAUCGGCUCCAAGGGCUGCCUCGUGCGCUCCAUCAUGGAAGACUGCGGCGGCGUCCACAUCCAUUUUCCCUCAGAGGGCUCUGGCUCGGACAAGGUCACCAUCAGAGGGCCCGUUGGUGAGGUGGAGAAGGCCAAGAAGCAGCUGCUGCAGCUGGCUGAGGAGAAGCAAGUCAACAACUUCACAGCUGAGCUCCAAGCCAAACCAGAGUAUCAUAAAUUCCUGAUCGGCCGUGGCGGGGCCAAUAUUCGCCGUGUGCGGGACAGGACAGGGGCCCGCAUCAUCUUCCCAUCGCCAGAUGACACUGAGCAGGAACUGAUCACCAUCGUAGGGAAGGAGGAAGCCGUUCGUCAGGCCCAGAAGGAGCUGGAAAGUCUGGUUAAAAACCUGGACGACGUGGUGGAGGACAGCAUGGUAGUAGACGUUCGCCACCACCGCCACUUUGUGUGUCGGAGAGGCCAGGUGCUGCGGGAGCUGGCAGAGGAGUAUGGCGGAGUAGCUGUUAGCUUCCCUCGUACAGGAGUCAACAGUCAGCGGGUCACCCUGAAGGGAGCCAAGGACUGCGUGGAGGCCGCCAAAAAACGCAUCCAGGAGAUCAUCGAGGACCUGGAGUCCCAGGUGAGCGUGGAGGUGGCCAUCCCUCAGCGCUACCACCGGGCCAUCAUGGGGCCUAAAGGUUGCCGCAUUCAGCACAUCACCAAGGAGCACGAAGUCCAAAUCAAGUUCCCAGAGAGAGACGACAGCGCUGCAGGCCAGGAGGCUCCACCACAGGAAAAUGGUGAGAUCAGUCCAGAGGUGGAGUUCAUCCCCCGCAAGUGUGACAUCAUCACCAUUUCCGGGCGUGCAGAGAAGUGUGAACUAGCCAAGGCUGCCCUGCUGGCGUUGGUGCCCAUAACGGAAGACGUUGAAGUGUCUUACGAGCUGCAUCGCUACAUCAUCGGCCAGAAGGGCAGUGGGAUCAGGAAGAUGAUGGAGGAGUACGAGGUGAACAUCUGGGUGCCGCAGCCAGAGAAGCAGCUGGAUGUGAUCAAGGUGACGGGCCUGCAAGCCAACGUGGAGCGAGCCAAGCUGGGUCUGCUCGAGAGGGUCAAAGAACUGCAGGCUGAGCAGGAGGACAGGGUCCUGCGCAGCUUCAAGGUAACCAUGUCUGUGGACCCAAAGUUUCACCCCAAAAUCAUCGGCCGCAAGGGUGCCGUCAUCUCUCAGAUCAGGAAAGACCACGACGUCAGUAUCCAGUUCCCCGACAAAGGAGACGAGCAGCAGGAUCUGAUCGUGAUCUCGGGGUACGAGCGUAACGUGGAGGAGGCACGUCAGGCCAUCCAGCAGCUGGUGGCCGAGUUGCAGGAGAUGGUGAGCCAAGAUGUCCAUCUGGACCCGAGGACCCACGCCCGCAUCAUCGGAGCCCGUGGCAAAGCCAUCCGCAAGCUGAUGGAGGAGUUCAAGGUGGACAUCCGGUUCCCCCAGCCAGGCUCCGACGAGCCAGAUAAAGUGACCGUGACGGGCCUUCCUGAGACUGUCGACAACGCCAUCGACCACCUGCUCAACCUGGAGGAGGAAUAUAUGCUCAGCGUGACAGAGACUGAGACCUUGGCGGCAUACAUGAAGCCUCCAUCUCGGUACGGAGGGGGAGGCGGAGCAGGAGGAGUGGAUGACAGCAGCGGAGGUCCGGCUAAGGGCUUUGUGGUGCGGGACGCCCCCUGGAAUGCAGCAGGGAACAAGGCACCUGACAUGAGCAGCGCUGAGGAUUUUCCCACAUUCGGGACAGGUGUGACCCUGAAGCAAGCGUCCGCCUGGGGUCCCAAGAAGUUCUGAAGCUGCUCACUUGGAGAAAACAAACAAACAAAAAAACUUCUGUAAAGUAGAUGAUGAGAGACAAAACCGAUCUCUAAUCAAAUUGCUGCUCGCCCUCCUCCCUCCUCCUCCUCCUCCCUCCUCUCUUCUUCUUGUUAGUGACCUCCCUUUGUCUCUCUUUCUCUGUAAACCCUUUUGUACCGUCCUCCCACAACCAGCCACAAUGAAUUCUGGGAGAACUCUUCCUUCUUUAUUUCCUCAUCUGUCUUUCCUCUUAGUACCUCCACCUUCCCCCCGAGAGAACAAAAAAAAAACAAAAAACAAAAAAAAAAGAACGUCAUUUGCUCCCUUCAUAGUUCUGCUGUCUCGCUCUGCCUCUCGGUUGCACCACCCCUGCUGGUCUCGGAAAUAUUUCAAAACUGACCCCCUGCAGCACCCUUUUUCACCUGUGACUGCCACACUCUCCCCCUUCAACCUGUCACGUCACUGCAAGACUUCGGAAAUGUUUAAAAACUCUUCAGAGUGGGGCCGGAGAGCACGGGACACCUGAAGCAAGACGUACGUCCAGGUAACGAUGUGUAAGUCUUGGAUUUUUAAGCUCAAAACAAAGAGGGGAGGUUUUACUGUGCAUGAAGAGUUUGUAAAAAAAGAAAAAAAAACAGGCAUCUUUUACAGUUCUUGUGGUUUUUACGAAGAGAUUUUGUGUUGGCUCACUGAUGAGUGUGGUGGUGCAGCAGGUGAGGCAAUGAGCUCUGUGUGUGUGUUUGUGUGUGUGUGUGUGUGGUGGUGCUGGUGGUGGGGAGAGAAGGAGAGGUUUUCCCCACCCACGAGUGUUUGUAGAUCUCCUUUUUUUAAUUUAUGUCCGAGCUGGGAGCAAAAAAACAGCUGCUGUAGUCGACUUCCUGAAGGUUUUUCCAUUUUUCAAAUCAGCGUUUGAGCGGAAGGACGUGUACAAACCGAAUGUUUGUAACGAAGGUCGUUUUUGUCACAACUGUUUAUUUAUUCCAAAAGAAAAGGAGCCAUUUUAUUUGAACUACUGUGAUCAUGCGUUUUUUAUAAAAGCACCCACUGUAGCUUGAUGCUUACAACCUUAUGUUUGGGAGUGAAUGCUUGUACGUCAGGGUUUGGGCAUAUGUUAGCAGUUAAUGUGUACGUGUACAAAGGACUUUUCGCUAUUUUUUUAAACUGUGUGGGAUUUUUUUGUUGUUGUUGUUGGUUUCUGGCAUAUUUGAAGGACUGUAUGUUUGUAUGUAUGUAUGUGCGCGCGUAUGUGGAAGUUAAGAUGUAUAUUUGAAUGAAGCUGAACCAAACUUUU
Messenger RNA from Scatophagus argus, 5532 nucleotides. It is a transcript of the gene hdlbpb, whose product is annotated as high density lipoprotein binding protein b. Gene Ontology annotation, cellular component: nucleus; cytoplasm. Gene Ontology annotation, molecular function: mRNA binding. The transcript has 28 exons. The record is from RefSeq and is a predicted model, not a curated record. Lineage: Eukaryota; Metazoa; Chordata; Actinopteri; Scatophagidae. The coding region runs from base 432 to 4238 and encodes 1268 amino acids.